GCAUUCCAAUGCCUGACUACCCUUUCCGAAAAGUAAUACUUCCUUGUAAGAAAGCAGAUAAAGAAGUAAGCAAAUUUAUGUACAAUUUCAGGUCUUGUGACUCCUAUUUUGAGGAAAUAUGCGAGAUAAAAGCACGCAAUGCAUCCCUUAUGGAUCCCUUAUGGAACUCCAGGAAGAUAUAUGGAUUCUCCUGAGGAUAAAACUUCAUCUCCUGAAGGGUCACGGCAGGGUUGAAGUAGCACCCGCCUCCCUCCCCGCCAUGGCGCCGCGGGCGCACGCUCCGCCACCUCUAACCCGGGAAGCGGAAGGGACGCAAGAACCAGCUGAGCAGCCGGGACGGGACUUGUUGAGCACGCACAUCGUCAUCCAUCCCCGUGGCGCUGCAAGAAGACGCACCUCUGACAGCCCCCACCCCAGCACACUUCGGGUUGGAACAGCAUCAGCAGCCUCCAGAGAACUUAUCAACUCACUGCAGUUUAAGAGUAUUGCUGCUUUGGGAAGAGCAUGACUGCAUCAUGACUGCAACCAGUAAUUCCUCCCUGUCACGACUGCAGGCUGUGCAUGUGCCACAUUCAGCUCUAGCAGUACAUACAGGUCUUUUGCCCGCUGUUCUGUUGUUAAGACUAUGGUGCUGCGGUCCUCGUUCAAGAGCUGCCUGCCGCUGUCUUGCCUUCUCAGGACCCCCAGAGCUGGCUUUGGAGGCACAGCUAGCGGGGGGCUCAUCAUCCAGUCUCUGUCUAACAAUGUUUACCAAAAUCUAGCUGUGGAAGACUGGAUCCAUGACCACAUGAAUUUGGAGAACCGGCAGGUCCUUUUCCUGUGGAGAAACUCCCCAGCUGUAGUAAUAGGAAGACAUCAGAAUCCAUGGCAGGAGUGCAACCUCCAGCUGAUGAGGCAAAAGAACAUAAAACUAGCCCGGAGGAGGAGCGGGGGUGGGACAGUAUACCAUGACUUAGGCAAUAUCAAUUUGACUUUCUUCACAACCAGGAAAAAAUAUGAGCGAAUGGAAAACUUGAAACUAGUUGUGAAGGCACUGAAAGCCUUGCGGCCGCAGUUAGAUAUCCAUGUCACUGACAGGUAUGACAUCUUGCUAGAUGGGCAGUAUAAAAUCUCAGGUACUGCUGCAAAGCUGGGGCGGACAACUGCGUAUCACCACUGUACCUUACUCUGCAAUGCCAAUAAAUCUGUUUUAUCUUCUGUACUGAAGAGUCCUUAUAAAGGACUGAAAAGCAAUGCCACUCCUAGUGUACCUGCCUCAGUGAAAAACCUCUUUGAAGAGGAUCCUAGCUUAACUUGUGAGAUGCUGCUGGAUGCCCUCGCUGAAGAAUAUGCCACGCAGCACAGAAUAGAUCAUCACAUCACCUUAAUAAAUCCAACUGAUGAGACUGUGCUUCCUGGAAUCAAUGAUAAAUCUAAAGAACUGCAAACCUGGGAAUGGGUGUAUGGAAAGACACCGAAGUUCAGCAUUAGCACAUGUUUUAACAUGGUUUAUAAAGAUUCCGUUCUUGAUGUUAAAGUCAACAUGGAUGUAAAGCAUGGAAGAAUUGAAGCCUGUGACAUUGAUCUGCCACAGGAGUGGCUUCCUCCAGCACUGUGCAGUGAGCUGGUGAAGAGCCUUAUAGGCAGUAAGUUUUGCCCAAAUGAAACCACUGCACUGUUAAGCGCAUUGCUAAGGGCAUGUCCACAAGACUAUGAGUUGCACAGCAAGUGGAAUCUGUUAUGUGAGAAUAUGGUGACGUUAAUGUGAUUUGCGAUGUGAAAAUGACUUCUGCUUUUCUAGGUUGUUUAUUAAAAACAAAAUUAAAAGACAGAUUUCUACAA
Coturnix japonica (Japanese quail) is the source of this 1821-nucleotide messenger RNA. RefSeq names its product lipoyltransferase 1 (gene LIPT1). NCBI's taxonomy places the organism in Eukaryota, Metazoa, Chordata, Aves, Galliformes, Phasianidae. Gene Ontology annotation, cellular component: cytoplasm; mitochondrion. Gene Ontology annotation, biological process: protein lipoylation. The record is from RefSeq and is a predicted model, not a curated record. Gene Ontology annotation, molecular function: lipoyltransferase activity.